Molecule: messenger RNA, 891 nt
Organism: Mytilus trossulus (common blue mussel)
Lineage: Eukaryota; Metazoa; Mollusca; Bivalvia; Mytilida; Mytilidae
Exons: 1
Coding region: 1-891 (296 amino acids)
Molecular function (GO): protein binding
Source: RefSeq, a predicted model, not a curated record
AUGUCAAAGAUUGGAGAUUUAUCCAUUAAAGCAAACCCACCAACUCUUACUUUGACGAUGAAUAGUGACAAGCAAGCUCAAAAGAUGAUAUCGACAAUAUCAAAAUCAAUCAAUGACAUCAAUCCUACUUUUUUGAAAAAAAAUAAGAUUCCAAACCUAGGAAGAAGAAAUAUAAUCACGGGCUGCAGUAUCAUGCCUACUGGGGAAAUAGUUUUGGUAGAUGAUAACACUGAUAGUCUAAUAAUCUUCAAUGAAAACGGAUUAUUCGAUUGUGAAAUGCCUGUAUCUGCUUUAACGGUUGAUGCUACAUAUAUUGAUGAAAAUACCGUUGCUGUCACCCGUAGUGAAAAUCCUUCUCAUAUAGUAAUCUUUAACAUCAGAAAUAAAAAGAUUGUUAAAAUGAUUAAAACGUCCGGACAGUGGUACGGCAUCACGAAUAGAAAUGGAAAAUUAGUAUAUUAUGAAACAGGAAGUGGUAUUCAAACAGUAGAUGUCAAUAAUGAAAGUACUAUCAAUACAGUAGUUAAGAUCGAUGACGAGAAUCAUUGGAACUAUGUCGCAACAUUAAAAGACAAGAUAUACCAUGCAAACUAUUAUUCAGAUACCGUCACAUGCUACACAAUCACAGGACAGAAGGUUUGGGAAUACAAAGACGAAUCAAUAUUGAAGGAGCCUCGUGGAGUAACUAUUGAUAACGAUUCCAAUGUAUAUGUGGCUUCCAGGGAGAAUAACCGUAUCGUUGUAAUUUCACCAGAUGGAAAGUACGCCCGUGAACUGUUAGGAGGAGAACAUAAAAUUGAAGAGCCUUAUUGUAUUCAUUUUGACCAAAACAGAAAUAUUCUUCUAAUUUCUAACUCGCGUGGUACAGCCUUUUUGUAUAAAAUUACGUGA